AUGAAAUGCUUUGUUAAAGACAAUAUUAGUCAAUUGACUUCCACUGUGCAUGUGCUGUAUUUAUUUCAGGCCAAGCUGAACCGUGGAGAGAGCAGUUUAUCUGGAGCCCUCGCCUACGACGUGGCCACUCUCAUUAAACAGUUCUGCAGGGAGCUGCCAGAGCCUCUGUUUCCCAGUGAACUCCAUGCAUCUCUGCUGAAGGCCCAGGGACUGUCCAGUGCAGAGGACAGGAUGUCAGCUCUGCAGCUGCUCUCCUGUCUCUUACCUGCGCAGAACUUCUCCUGCCUGCAUUAUCUCUUCAACUUCCUGUCUGCCAUCGCCCAGAGGUGUUCCGAGAACUUAAUGACCAUCUCCAACCUGGCCACAGUCUUUGCUCCGUGUCUUCUCCCUCCUCCCGACAAGACUGAGAUGUCUGAAGGACGACUGGAGCUCAGGGUUCGAGUUUUGAGCACCUUCAUUGAAAAACCUCACCUGUUUGGUGUGAUUCCCAAAGCUGUGAUGGACAGUAUGCUUUUCCUCACAAACCUCCGUAUCCCAAAAAAAACACCUUCUAAAAAAGUGCAGAAAAAGAGACACAGUUUUAAGAUGAUGCCAUCUGUGAAGACGAGGUCAAAGUUCACUCCUGCUGCAUCUGAACCCAGCUCAGAGUCCACAUCAGAGGCUAAACCAGGCAUGAGGAGGAGCCAGGGUUUGGGGACAUUUCCCAACAUCACGCUCUUCAGGACGUGUCUGCCCUCUACUGAACAAGCUUCCUGUUCCAUUAUGUCCUAUGAGGAUCCAAUGCAAAGUCUAUUAAAAAGAGAAUUACGUUUGGGUCCCAUGUUCCACAGAGGACAUCAGACAGACGUGGACACACUCGGUGGUUUAAGGAAGCUGCAGCUCACACCCUCUUUGUAACACGUCACAGGACUGUGAGGUAGCCACACUGAUGGACUGCAAAUGUCCACUUAGAGUAGUACAACGAAUAGACCACUGCUGUGGGCCACAUGACUUAUUUUAAACAUAAUAUUAAUUUAAGACAGUGAUGUUGUUGGUUGGUUAUUUAUUCUUAAUCAUGUGUUAAAUAUGUUUUUGGUCAUUUUAUAUCAGAUAAAUAAAUAUUUAAACUUUU
Molecule: messenger RNA, 1111 nt
Organism: Cynoglossus semilaevis (tongue sole)
Lineage: Eukaryota; Metazoa; Chordata; Actinopteri; Pleuronectiformes; Cynoglossidae
Product: rho GTPase-activating protein 11A-like
Exons: 6
Coding region: 1-897 (298 amino acids)
Biological process (GO): signal transduction
Molecular function (GO): GTPase activator activity
Source: RefSeq, a predicted model, not a curated record